This is a messenger RNA of Argiope bruennichi, 7104 nucleotides long. RefSeq names its product neurexin-4-like (gene Nrx-IV). NCBI's taxonomy places the organism in Eukaryota, Metazoa, Arthropoda, Arachnida, Araneae, Araneidae. The record is from RefSeq and is a predicted model, not a curated record. The coding region runs from base 143 to 3940 and encodes 1265 amino acids. The transcript is spliced from 23 exons.
CAGCUAGCUUUGGGUGUGUUCAUCCUGAAAGUGCAACAUGCUUUGAUUUGGUGUAAAAUGUGUUGGAAAUUUUUGUUUUGAAUGUUAUGUUUACAAGCAAUGUUAUUAAAAUUAUUUAUACAUAUCUGAGAGUGUGUAAGUCAUGAUGAAAAGUGCGCAUUUUACAUUUGUUUGUAUUCUUUUGAUCGGUUUUACAUAUUUAAAAGCCGAUGAUGAAUGUAAUGAACCCCUUCUUGUAAAUGCCAAAAUUUAUGCCUCAUCGUCAAUGUCUAAUGAUAGAGGUCCUGAAAAAGCUAGGUUAGAUGGUCUGUACUCAUGGACUGCAGGUUAUAAUGAUUAUUUUCAAUAUUUAACAUUUAAUUUACGUAAGAGAAAAAUAAUUAAUUUGAUUGCUACUCAAGGACGUUCACAUACUAUGGAAUUUGUUUCUGAAUAUUGUAUUCAAUAUGGUUAUGAUGGAGAUGCCUGGAGAACUUAUACUUAUCCAGAUGGUGAAACACAGCUGUUUAGUGGUAAUGUAGAUGGAGAUUCUAUUAAAUUCAAUAAAUUUGAUUCACCUAUUAUUGCCCAGUGGAUUCGUAUUAAUCCAACUAGAUGGAGAGACAGAAUAUCUUUGAGAGUAGAGCUUUAUGGAUGUAACUAUGUGAGUGAAAAUAUAAAUUUUGAUGGACAAAGUUAUUUUAGUAAAGAGCUCUAUUAUGGAAUAUCAAGUGAAUAUGAAAAUAUAAGAUUUAGAUUUCGAACAAAUGAAGCAGAUGGAAUUAUUUUGUACAGCAAAGGCAGCCAAGGAGAUUUUUUUGCUUUGCAGUUGAUCCAUAACAAACUUCUUCUAAAUGUUGAUUUGGGUGGUGAAGGAAUGAUUACAAGCGUGUCAGUUGGUAGUUUAUUAGAUGAUAACAUGUGGCAUGAUGUUUACAUUGUAAGGAAAAACAGAGAUAUUACUUUCUCAGUUGACAGAGUUGUUCUUCCUGCAAAAAUUCGUGGCGAUUUCUUAAAAUUAGAUAUAAAACGAGAAAUUUUUGUUGGUGGAGUUCAAAAUUUUAACCAAGUUGGAUUGGUUGCAACUAAGAAUUUUACUGGCUGCAUAGAAAAUCUUUUCUUCAAUAACACUAAUUUUAUUGCUGAAUUAAAGGAAAAAAAGCCCCAAUACAGACAAUAUGGUGAUCUCACUUUCACAUGCCAGUAUGAACAAGUCAUUCCAGUCACAUUUGCUACUUCUGAAGCUCAUCUGAAACUGUCAGGUUACAAGCAGCCUGUUAUGAACUGUAGUUUUGAUUUUAGGUCAUUCAAUGAAGAUGGUCUUCUUCUCUAUAACAAGUUUUCUCAAGACGGAUUUGUAAAGGUGUAUCUUGAAAAAGGCAAAAUUAAAAUUGAACUGCAAGGACAAAAUACUCCUGCAGUUGCAACUCAAGCUUCUGACAGGUAUCUAACUGAUGGAUUAUGGCAUAGAAUUAUGCUUAUUCUUGAGAAGAAUCAUAUUGAACUUCAUGUUGAUGAAGUACCAAGUAUAACUACAAAACAAUUUUCAAUGCUGACAGGGGAUGAAUAUUUGGUUGGAGGUGGUCUUUAUGGAACUAAAGGCUUUAUUGGGUGCAUGAGGUACAUUCACAUUGAAGGUCAUUAUAUUAGAGUCACUUCCUUGCCAAGUCAUCGUUAUUCUUCUGAAGGAGUGGUUUUUGAUGCCUGCCAAAUGACUGAUAGAUGUAACCCAAAUCCUUGUGAACAUGGCGGAAUAUGUAAACAAAAUUGGGAAGAAUUUAAAUGCGAUUGUGAUGGAACUGGUUAUUCUGGAGCUGUUUGCCAUAUCCCUGUAAAUUCUUUAUCCUGUGAAGCUUACAAAUUAUCACAUCCUAGAACUAGAAGAGUAGAUAUCAACAUUGAUAUAGAUGGAAGUGGACCUUUAGAUUCGUUUCCUGUUACAUGUGAAUAUCCAUUUGAAGGUGCUGCUGUUACAAUUUUGCAUCACAAGAAUGAAAGACCUACAGAUGUUAAAGGUUUCAGUAAACCUGGAAGUUUUAUUCAGAACAUCAUCUAUAAUGCUGAAAUGGAACAAAUUAUCCAGCUUGUCAAUCGAUCGUAUAGCUGUCGGCAGAACUUGCGUUAUGAAUGUUAUAAAACAAGGCUUUUCAAUUCUCCAGCUUCUGAACCUGCUCCUUUUGAACCUUUUUCUUGGUGGGUAAGUCGAAAUAACAGACAAAUGGAUUAUUGGGGUGGAUCUUUACCUGGUUCAAGAAAAUGCAAUUGUGGACUGUAUGGAACUUGCAAAGAUCCAACAAAAUGGUGCAAUUGUGAUUCAGAAGGCUAUGACAAGGAUGGAUGGUUAUCUGAUGAGGGAGAUUUAACUCAAAAAGAGUUUUUGCCAGUAAGACAACUACGUAUUGGUGACACUGGAACAACUUUAGAUGAUAAAAAGGGUCGUUACUAUUUAGGACCCCUUAUCUGUGAAGGAGAUACUCUUUUUGAUAACACAGUUACUUUCUACUAUGAAGAUGCAACCAUUGAUCUUCCUACUUUUGACAUGGGUCAUUCUGGUGAUAUAUAUUUCCAGUUCAAGACUACUGCUGAAAAUGGAGUUUUAGUUAGCAGUAGAGGUCCAACUGAUUACAUCAAAAUAAUGCUUGUAGAAGGAGAUCAAAUACAGUUUCAGUAUCAUGCAGGCAAUGGUCCUCUUGGAGUAAGUGUCGAAACUUCUUACAAGCUGAAUGACAAUAACUGGCAUUCUGUUUUGGUUGAACGUAACAGGAAGGAGGCUCGUGUCGUGGUUGAUGGGAGCUUAAGUGGUGAGAUAAAGGAAAGAACAGGACCUGUUCGAGCUUUGUAUCUCACUAGCAAACUUGUAAUAGGUGCAACUGUUGAAUAUAGAGAAGGCUUUGUGGGUUGUAUGCGAGCACUUAUGUUAAAUGGUGCUGUUGUAGAUCUGCAGCGUUUAGCUGUGGAUUAUCCAUAUGGUAUUGCAAAUGGAUGUGUUGGUAAAUGCCAGAGUAGCCCAUGCUUAAAUAAUGGUACAUGCAUUGAAGGGUAUUCAAGCUAUGUUUGUGAUUGUCAAUGGACAGGAUUUAAAGGUCCUAUUUGUGCUGAUGAAAUUGGAGUGAAUCUGCGUUCUGACAGCUAUAUUCGGUAUAAUUUUGAGAAUUCUAUUUCAACUUUGGAGGAAUACAUUCGGGUAGGUUUCACUACUACAGAUAAAACUGGAAUGAUAGUUGGAAUAUCAUCAUAUAGUGAAGAAUAUUUGAAUUUAAUGAUGUCCACUAGUGGCCACCUUCGUCUAGUAUUUGACUUUGGCUUCGAAAGACAAGAAAUAAUCAUAAAAAAUGAGAAUUUUGCUUUGGGACAACAUCAUGAUUUACGAAUUCUUAGAAGUGACAAAGGAGCUACAGUGACAAUAUAUGUUGACAAUUAUGAACCUAUUAUACAUACAUUUAAGAUAGACGAAAAAGCCGAUGCACAAUUUAAUCGAUUAAAAAGCAUAUAUGUUGGAAGAAAUGAAUCUAUGGGAACUGGAGAAGGUUUCAGUGGUUGUAUUUCUCGUGUUCAGUUUGAUGACCACUUUCCUCUGCGAAGAUUAUUUCAAGAAAGCCGACGGUCAAAUGUCUGGGCUGUUCCAGAGGACAUACGAGAAGAUGAUUGUGGUAUUGAACCAGUUACUCAUCCUCCAGAAAUUAGGCAGACUCGUCCACCACCAACAUUGCCACCUGGAGUCAGCAUUGAGGCUUAUACAGCCGGUGGAGAUGAUUCUGCCAUAUUAGGAGGUAUAUUAGCAUUAAUUUUUAUCGCCUUGAUCCUGAUGGCGGUUUUGAUUGGGCGUUACAUGUCCAGACACAAGGGUGAAUACAAAACUCAUGAAGAUACUGGUGCAAAAGAUGCUCCAGAUGCUGAUACUGCUGUGCGGUUGGGUAAAACUGGCCAUGGUGUGCCCAAGAAAGAAGAAUGGUUUAUAUGAGAAAUGUUUUUAGGACUGAAAGCUAAGAAACAUAACAAUGAAGUACAAUAGGAAGAUAAUAUUGUGUGUCCCUUUAUGGGUCAUGCUAUUGCCUUGCUCAACAAAUCGUGUUAUAAAAGGGGUUAAGGGAUUACAGAUCCUCUAUAUCUGUAAAUUAUUGUGAUAUUGAUUGUAUGUGUUCAUAGUCAAUAUCGCGAGGGUGAAGAUAAAUGUAUGUAGUGUGCACUGGUCUAAAGGAAAAUAUUUUGUUUAUUUUUCUGCACUAUAUUUCAGGAUAAUAUUUUUCAUAACCAUAUAUUCUUUUGACUUGACUUCACGAUUAUUUUGCAAUACUUUGUGUGCAUUCUCUCAUUUUUCAUGGAAUUUUACAUUUUUCUAAUAUCAGAUAAUAUAAUGAAUAUUUUUACACUGCCAUCAUCCAUAGAUUUCUGUUUCUUUACUUUUCCAAGAGUAGGUAAAUCUCAAAGUAAUGUAAUUUAUUGAAAUGUUAGAUAUGAACAUUCUAAAUUUCUUCUACUAAUCAAAACCUUUUUUUAGCAAUUUCGUAAAGUUAUGAUAUUUAUUAAAAAAAUUUAUUUUUAAAAUCAGAAUAUAUAUAUCUAUUUUUGUUGUAUUGGGAUUUUUUUUGGACUUAUUUAUUUUUUUUAGUAAUGAAUUUUAUCAUGAUUUUUAUUUUAAUUUCGUUUUGUCUUGUUUUUGCUUUACUGCUUGUGCAUUCUUUGUCACUGUCAAAUAACUAUUGCAUUUAGUUGAGAAUCUGUACUUGGCCAAAGUAAGCUUUCAUGGCAAAAAUCUGGCUAAAAACUUAGUUUAAGAUCUUUAAUAUUUUGUAAAUAAUUUGAUAAUAUAUUAGAUUUGUAUUUUAAUUAGUGUUUUAUAAUUUUACUAAUUUCUAGUGUAAUAUAGAUCAUAUUUAUGAAAAAUAAAAUAAAAUAUUAUAAUGCACUGUGGGUAUAGGAAAAAUUGAAGAAAAAAAUGAUAUAUGUUACAGUUUAUAUAUAAUAGGGAACUUUACUAUUCCGGUGAUAGAAUGAUCUGAAAUUUUAUAAUAUAGUUUUAUUUGUAUUUAUAUUUUCAUUGUGUUACAUUUUGUAUAAUUUACAGUCAUCCUUAAAUUUUUGAAUCUCAAUCAUAUCAUAUUUGUAUAUAUGCCACAUCGAAAUCUUUAUCAUUAGAAUUAUAUCUAUCAAAAUCACUCUUCCACAAUUUUACUGUUAAAAAAAGAGGAAAUGUAUAUUAACAUGCAUUUUUUAAUAAAAUAUUUCCAAUUUAAAUUCUUUCUACUAGUACUCCUAAUUAUUUUAUAAAAUUCUAAAGUUACUACUUUUAAUAUAUAGUAUUUGAAUCUCAAAGUCUCAUUUUAACAUGGUGCUUAAUGAAGAGUUUUAUUUCAUUUUUUUUCCUUUGUUAGACGUCCAUUUUUUUUUUUUUCCUUCUUUUGUGAUUUAAUAUCCGUCCUUUUGUUUUCUUUGAUAUAGAGGAAAUUUUCUCUAAAUGAAAUGCAUUUUGAGUUUUACAUUCGUUCUUUAUAAAUACAAAUGUAUAUAGUAUUUAGUAAAUAGUUAAAAAUAUAAAAUUGAAAGCAUUGAUAUUAUUGUUAAAAUUGUUAUGAUAUUAUGAUGAUGAAUUGUUAUCCAAUAUUAAUGAAAGGUAGGCUGUGGGAUGGGUUUAAUAUUUGUGAUAUUUUGAUUUAUUUUGGUUGUAUCUUGUUUUAUUCCAUUUAUAUUUAAUGUCUCCAUCUUUCUCUGCCCAUUUUCGUUAUGUAAAAGUUUUAAAAUAAUAUAUUUGAUAUGCAUAUAGCUUUUUCAGAGUUGGGUAUGUUUUCCUCUGUUAGUUGAGCUUGAAAAAAUUUCAUGAUACUAUUUUAUAAUUUAAAUUUUGUAUUGCUUUUAUUAUUUUAACCUGUGAAUAAUUGUAAUUAGUUUUCUACAUUUAUUCAUUAUAGAAAAUGUUAAAAGUAAAAAAACAAUUGUACCAUUUAACACCCAGUCUUUUCUAAUUAGUAAACAUUUUUAUAUUUAUUAUAAUUGUACUAAUUAUAAUUAUAAUUGGUUUUCUACAUUUAUGCAUUGUAGAAAAUGUUAAAAGUAAAAAAAAUUGCAUCAUUUAACACCCAGUCUUUUAUAAUUUGUAAACAUUUUUAUAUUUAUUUAUUUAUAUUUUAUUAUUAAAUAUAGAUUAUUUUAAUGUGACUUUAUAUGCGAAAUUUCACAAAUCUUUUAUUAUAUGUUAUUACAAAAUCGAUUAUUUUAAUGUAAAUAUUUAAAAUGUGAAUAAUUAUAUUCUUUUAAAAAUUCAUUUCAUAUAUGAGAAAUCUUUUAAGAUUAAAAAGAAUGUUGAAUUUAUCUUUUAGAAAUUCUUUCCUUCUCUAGAAUUAUUAUUUUUAAUUUCUAAUCUGUGGUUGGAGGGAUUUGAAUUUGACAUAAAAUUCAGUUUGCAAAUUUUUUUAUAUUUUUGUCUUUUGAGGAGAUGGUUGAAAAAAUGAUUUUUUUAAAUAAACUACACUCAGGUAAAAUUUUAUCUGAAUAUAGUUUAUUUGAUGUAUCUUUUAUUCAUCAAUAAUACUUGAUGAUUUUUUUUAUGUGCACUUGUUAAUAUAACAAUAUUUUAUAAUAAAAAACUUCAAAUUUGGAUACAAUAUUUGUCUUUUUUGGCAUGCUAUAUUGUUCUAAUUACAAGAAUUUUAGACCACCAAUAUGUUAUUUUUUUUAAUUAAUAAAUAUUUGAAAAUUAAAAAGAGAAGGAAUUGCAUGCUUUGCUAUUUAUAAUUCAUUGUAACGUUUCUCUUAGGUUGUGAUGUAUGAACUAUAUUUUGAAGACACUAAAAUUUAUGAAUUUUCUUUGAAGUUAUGAAUUUACACAAAAUAAUCAUUUAUAACCUUAAUAUUUAUUACUUAUGCUUGUGCCUUCUAUUAUCUAUAAAAGAGAGAGAUGAAAGCGAUUCAUUUGUGUCAUGAAUGACUGGGUGUUCAUUUUGUUUAAACUAGUCCUACAAAAUAUUUAAAAAAUUCUUUUUCAAUGAAUAUGUAUUUUAGUUCAUGUGCAGUAAAUGUAUCUGUAGUACAUUCCAUUUUUGUUUUUACAAUUGCAAAAUGUUAUUUAGAAAUUUUUGAAAUUUCUUUACAAUAUACAAAAUUUUUUCUGUAACUGCAAUUUUAUUUUAU